AUGCUUUCAGCAGUCAAUUAUUUGCUUUUCAGUGAAUGCACAGCGAAGCUUUUACUCUCUGGUUUGAUUGGUGUAUACACGGCUUAUUAUUUCUUAGUGGCUCGUUCGGUAAGACUUAUUUGUUGGUAUUUAUCAAUUUAUUUACAGCCACCAAUUCUCUAUGGACGUUCUAAGAGGCUUUCCAAUUUCUUUCUCUCAUACGUUCCUUUUCUGAGAGAAAUUUAUUCUCCUUUUAUCUUUGGUUUUACUGGUCGUGUUCAGACUGUGUUGAGACCAAUAUUUUAUCUGAUAGACCUGCAUAGAGAAUAUGUAAGCUUUCCAGACGGUGGGGAAAUGCAAUUGUCGUGGAGCAAUGUGGAAGGAAUGUCGGAGGAUACACCAAUUGUGGUUCUUUUACCUGGAUUAACUGGAUGUGGCUGUUGCAGUUACAUAACUAGUCUGGUGAAGGAGAUAAACAGUCUGAAUUACCGUUGUGUUGUUUCGAACAACCGUGGGACAUGUCGGCACAAGUUGAAGACACCGAAAACCUAUUGUGCUGCUCAUACUUCCGAUGUUGCGACCGUUUUCGAGCUGAUCCGAAACCGAUAUCCAGAUGCUCCAAUGGUGGCAGUUGGAAUUUCCCUUGGAGCACUUCUGGUGUUCAAUUACUUGGCUGACGAGCAGAAAGAACCUGGCAAACCUUGUCCCCUCACGGCUGCCAUGUGCAUCUGCAUGCCUUGGGAUAUCUCCCAAACUUCUGACAAGUUGGAGAAAUCUCUUGACUGGCUCCUAUUCAACUAUCCUCUCACUUAUGGCCUGCGUCAACUCGUCAUUCGGAACGCUGAAGUUCUCUCUGAAAAAUAUGAUGUUCCACGUAUACUCAAGAGCCGUUCUGUUCGUGAGUUUGAUGAAUCCAUGACUGUGGAUAUGUUCGGCUAUAAGUCAGUUGAGGAAUACUAUGCCGAUGCCUCACCAGCAUCGAAAAUCCAUCGAGUUCGUAUUCCUGUACUCUGUCUGAAUGCUGCUGAUGAUCCUUUUGUGCCAUUCCAAAGCUUGCCUCUGAAUACUGUCAACGACUCAGAUAAUAAGGUGAUCCUCGCAUUGACACGCCAUGGUGGACACAUAGGAUUUUUGGCAGGAUUUUUGCCCACUCGUCCAAGCCUCAUGGACCUUUCCGUGAAUGCUUUUCUGAAUCACGAGUAUGCGAAAGAGGUGACCCCUUGCACUGAAAUUGCAAAGUCGGUGAGUAGCGUAUAA
This is a messenger RNA of Rodentolepis nana, 1236 nucleotides long. Lineage: Eukaryota; Metazoa; Platyhelminthes; Cestoda; Cyclophyllidea; Hymenolepididae. The record is from the annotation of a GenBank genome assembly.